Molecule: messenger RNA, 863 nt
Organism: Coffea eugenioides
Lineage: Eukaryota; Viridiplantae; Streptophyta; Magnoliopsida; Gentianales; Rubiaceae
Product: ADP-ribosylation factor-like
Exons: 7
Coding region: 104-646 (180 amino acids)
Biological process (GO): vesicle-mediated transport; intracellular protein transport
Cellular component (GO): cytoplasm
Molecular function (GO): GTPase activity; GTP binding
Source: RefSeq, a predicted model, not a curated record
AUCGUUCCCUAAUUUUUUUUUUUUUAGUUUUCGUUCGCAAUAUACUAGCAAAUUCCUAUUUCAUUCUAUUGCAGGUGUAAUUAAGAAGAAGAAAUUAAACUAGAUGGGAUUGUUACUUACCAAGCUGAGCCAACUCUUUGCCCAGAAGCAAGCGCGGGUGCUGAUGGUGGGUCUUGAUGCUGCCGGCAAAACUACUAUGCUGUACAAGCUCAAGUUGGGCGAAGUUGUGACUACCAUUCCAACCAUUGGAUUUAAUGUGGAGACUGUGGAAUACAAGAGCGUCAGCUUUACCGUUUGGGAUGUUGGUGGUCAGGAUAGGAUCCGACCAUUGUGGAAAUAUUACUACCAAAGUACUCAAGCAUUAAUCUUUGUCAUUGAUAGUAGUGACCGAGAUCGUGUAGCUGAGGCUAGGGAUGAGCUUCACAGGAUGUUAAAUGAGGAUGAAUUGAGGAAUGCUCUGCUGCUUGUGCUUGCAAACAAGCAAGAUCUUCCCAAUGCAAUGAAUGUUGCAGAACUUACUGACAAACUCGGUCUUCACUCCAUCAGUCAACGCCAGUGGUAUAUCCAAAGCACAUGUGCAACCACUGGAGAAGGGCUUUAUGAGGGCAUGGAAUGGCUCUCUAGAAACAUAGCUGACAAGGACUAGAUGGUGGCAUCAUACCUAGCAAGAUUCUGCAGAUGAACUGUAACAACAUUUUUUUGUUGUUAGCUUGCUUUCAAAUCAUCUUCUAUCUGCAAGAUAAAACUGCACUAUAUUGUAAAUUGUUUUUCUGUGCAUUCAAUAUUUUCAUCCAGCUUGUUCCGAACUUAUGGUAUAUUGACUUGUUCGGACAUCUAUGUGACUACCAAUUGAUAUUGCCUAA